Molecule: messenger RNA, 261 nt
Organism: Meloidogyne enterolobii
Lineage: Eukaryota; Metazoa; Nematoda; Chromadorea; Rhabditida; Meloidogynidae
Source: the annotation of a GenBank genome assembly
AUGUUUGGCCUGGAGGAUUUAUCAGUCAAUUUGCGAGAUAAUAAUUUCCUUUUUGCAAAUAAGAUUCAAGCUGAUUUCGAUUUUGGGGCCAUUCUUUGUUGGCAUGAGGAGAUGAGAAGCAGAACUUUUGUAAAUAAGGGAUUGAAAAGAUUGAAUAGUACAUUCUAUCAAAAUUGGCCUCAAACACGCUUUCACAAAGAAAUGAUAAAAACAGGCAAAGUGGAUAUUGAUAAAUUUAAUUGUGAUAUUAAUAAAAACUAA